CGCAAUCAACAGUUUAGUGUUUUCAUAAAUAUUACAAAUAUAUAUAUAUAUAUAUAUAUAUAUAUAAAACAACAACAAUAAUAACAAUCAAAUGCUUGUGAAGUGCAGCGUAAAGCGAUUUGUCGCAUUUUUCUAAUUCACAUUCACCCGCAAUUUCCGCAAUCAAAACGCCGCUCGUGUUAUCAGGCUGAAUAACGCUGGAGGCGUUUUAAAUUAAAUCAAGUUGACAGCACGUGGGGGCAAAUCAAACAGAAAUGAACUGUUGAAUGGCUGUCGAGGAUUAGAUAGAAGCUCCCAACCCAUUUGCGCGCGGAUAUUUAAGGCCGCCAAUAUUAAAAGAAGGCAUCAGGGCCGGAAGCGAACGUGCAUGAACUUAAAUCUAGAGGCUAAUGUAACAGACACAACCACAGCCACAGGCACAGCUACAAGGGCUGAAGAUGACAACACACAAGCAUUUGACGGAAACAGUUUGAGUCGCACUCAUCAAUUACCCCUUCCAGCGGGCACCUGCGCUGCUUCGCUGCCCAUUAAAGUCGGAGCUAACAAAACAGCAGGCUGUUAGGCAACAGGCGAUAGCAACAGGUCGUCAGAACUUUGCUUAGAGACCCAACCCCAAGCACAUAAGUGGCCAUCUACGUGACUUUAUCAGCACACGCAGCUGGAGCCGCAGUCAAGCGCUUAACUGAAGAGCUUCGCACAAGGUGGAGGCGGCACAUUAACCAGCAGAUUGGGGCUGAUUUACUGGAUGUGUGAACAGCUAGAAUAAUGAGUAUAUGCAGCAGUCCGGCAUCACAGCGAAUCCGUAACCGUAUACACAAACAGUGAGAAUCAUGACCGAUGUGUCUGCGGCAGCUGACGGGGUCGCCGGUGGCGCCUGCGAGCGAGCACGCACAACAAACUCAGAGGCGCCAGCUGAGUCUGCGUCCCUAACAACGUCUACUUCAGUGUCCACGAAACCACUAAUCAAUGGUGCCAAAAAGGCGACAACAACAGCAGGAACAGGAACAGCAACAGCAAUGGCAACCACAAGCAAUCAAGCCAAAUUGGAGCGUCACUUGCAGAGCAACAACAAUCAACAUGCAGCCGCAGAAACGCCGACUUCGCCGUCGCCGUCGGCAACGUCAUCGCAGCCAUCGCAACCAUCGCAACCAUUGCUGGCCAAACCAAAGGUUUCCGCUGACAGCGAACCGUGUGGACCUGCGGCCAGCGACAAUUUGAGUGGCGCAUCUACUUCUUUGGCGUCCGCCAAGUGCAGCAGCAAGCAGGAUGUUGACGAGGUGGCCCGCCUGUUUGAGGAGAAGCCCGAGGCGUUUGAGAAAUGGCUAACGGAACGUGCCCCGCCUGAGGCGCUGAGUCGCCUACACGAGUUCAUUGAGAGCCGUAAGCCGCACAAACGCCCCUCGGUCACAUCGGAUUUGUUCCAGCAGUGGAUGGCCUCGCCCGUUGUGCAGCAGAAGUCACCGCGCAGGCUUUCCAAUUCAUCCGUGCAUGCGCUGCCCGAAAGUCGACGCCAUUUGAUGGAACUGGACGAGGGUGAGCUCUUCAUGGAGCUGAUACGCGACGUGGCCAAUGAGCUGGACAUUGAUGUGCUCUGCCACAAGAUAUUGGUCAACGUCGGCCUGCUGACCCAUGCGGAUCGGGGAUCCCUCUUUCUGGCCAAGGGCACGCCCAACAACAAGUAUCUGGUGGCCAAACUGUUUGACGUCACACAAAAGACAGCUCUCAAGGAUGCGGUGACGCGGGCGCGAGCCGAGGAAAUUAUUAUACCGUUUGGCAUUGGCAUCGCUGGCAUGGUGGCGCAGACAAAGGAGAUGAUUAACAUCAAGGAGGCAUACAUGGAUGCGCGCUUCAAUUGCGAAAUCGAUCUAAAGACCGGCUACAAAACAAAUGCUAUACUUUGCAUGCCCAUUUGCAAUUACGAGGGCGACAUCAUAGGCGUGGCACAAAUCAUCAAUAAAACGAAUGGCUGCAUGGAAUUCGAUGAGCACGAUGUGGAAAUAUUUCGCAGAUAUUUAACAUUCUGCGGCAUUGGCAUACAGAAUGCACAGCUUUUCGAAAUGUCCGUCCAGGAGUAUAGGCGCAAUCAAAUCCUUUUGAAUCUGGCGCGCAGCAUCUUCGAGGAGCAGAACAAUCUCGAGUGCCUUGUCACCAAAAUCAUGACCGAGGCCCGCGAGCUGCUCAAAUGUGAACGCUGCUCGGUAUUCCUGGUGGAUCUGGACUGCUGCGAGGAGAGCCAUUUGGAGAAGAUAAUCGAGAAGCCUCAUCAGCUGGAGCAGCGCGCCACGCGUGCCAUUAAAGACGGCGACAGUUUUGAGGAAAAGCAGAAGAUGCGCAAUCGUUUCACUGUUCUCUUCGAGCUAGGUGGCGAAUCUCAGGCGGCAAACGUAUCCAGGCCCUCCAUCAAUGAUCUGAGCCACUCGACGCUGGCGCAGAUCGCACAAUUUGUGGCCACCACCGGACAAACGGUGAACAUUUGCGAUGUUCACGAUUGGGUCAGGGAGCACAAUCAAAUACGCGCCGAGGGAGAGAUCGAUAGCACACAUGCCAUACUCUGUAUGCCCAUUGUGAAUGCCCAGAAGACGGUCAUAGGCGUGGCACAAUUGAUAAACAAGGCGAGCGGUUUGCCCUUCACCGAAUCGGAUGCCUCCAUAUUUGAGGCGUUUGCCAUAUUCUGCGGACUGGGCAUACACAACACACAGAUGUACGAGAACGCCUGCAAGCUGAUGGCCAAGCAGAAGGUGGCGCUGGAGUGCCUCAGCUAUCAUGCCACGGCCGGUCAGGAUCAGACGGAGAAGCUCAUACAGGAUCCCAUUGCCGAGGCCGAGACGUACAAUUUGUACAGCUUCACCUUCACGGACUUUGACCUGGUCGAUGAUGACACUUGUCGUGCAGUGCUGCGCAUGUUUAUGCAAUGCAACCUAGUUUCACAGUUCCACAUACCCUACGAUGUGCUCUGUCGCUGGGUGCUGAGCGUACGCAAAAAUUAUCGCCCCGUCAAGUAUCACAACUGGCGGCAUGCUCUAAACGUGGCUCAGACAAUGUUUGCCAUGCUAAAGACGGGCAAAAUGGAACGUUUUAUGACCGAUCUGGAGAUACUUGGCCUGCUGGUGGCCUGUUUGUGUCACGAUCUCGAUCAUCGCGGCACCAACAAUGCAUUCCAAACCAAAACCGAAUCCCCAUUGGCUAUACUAUAUACCACCAGCACCAUGGAGCAUCAUCAUUUCGAUCAGUGUGUUAUGAUACUCAACUCCGAGGGCAACAAUAUAUUCCAGGCGCUGUCGCCCGAAGAUUACCGCUCAGUUAUGAAGACUGUAGAAAGCGCUAUACUUUCCACCGAUUUGGCAAUGUACUUUAAGAAGCGUAACGCAUUUCUCGAACUGGUUGAAAAUGGCGAAUUUGACUGGCAGGGCGAGGAGAAGAAAGAUUUGCUGUGUGGCAUGAUGAUGACGGCCUGCGAUGUAAGUGCCAUAGCCAAGCCCUGGGAGGUGCAGCAUCGCGUGGCCAAGCUGGUGGCAGAUGAGUUCUUCGACCAGGGCGAUCUGGAGAAGCUGCAGCUGAACACGCAACCGGUGGCCAUGAUGGACAGGGAACGCAAGGAUGAGCUGCCCAAAAUGCAGGUGGGAUUCAUUGAUGUCAUUUGUUUGCCACUCUAUCGCGUAUUAUGUGACACAUUCCCAUGGAUAACGCCGCUGUACGAGGGUACGCUGGAGAAUCGACGCAACUGGCAGGACUUAGCUGAAAAGGUGGAAAUGGGCCUCACCUGGAUCGAUCAUGAUACGAUUGACAAGCCAGUGGAGGAGUUUGCCGGCUGUGCCGAUGAGGAGAUCAAGGACAUUGAGUUCACAGUGACCACGCUCAACUGCAAUCAGCAGUCGCAGCAUGGCGGCGACGAUAGCCACACGCCGGAGCAUCAGCGCAGCGGCUCACGGCUGAGCAUCAAGAAGACCGGCGCCCUAGGCAAAGUAGUGCGCUCCAAGCUAUCAAAGACGCUUUACAACAGCAUGGAUGGCUCCAAGCCGAAAACAUCGCUCAAGCUGCUCGAGUCGCAUGUCAGCGAGGAUAUGGAUGACAAGAGUCCGACGAGCCCAUCUCAGCCGCAUUUAGGCAGCGUUGGGCGAAUGUCGGCAUCCUCAUCCACAUCGUCUGCCGGCACCGUCGACAAGAGCAAGAAACGCUCCAAGCUGUGCGCGUUAUUAUGACGAAAACCCUCCAAUUAGAGUUUGCUGACCCCCUCCAGUGCGGCUGGCAGUGAGACUGACAAAAGCGGAGGGGGGCUGACCGACUUCUAAUUGCCUGAACUUGGCUGGACAGUGUGCUAAGCAACAAAUGCCAGCCAGCAAAUCCUUACAUUUAACAUCUUGAAUGACAUUGUCUUAACUUACUACUAUAGUAUCUAAUUUAUGUGAAGUUCAAGUUGAAUGAAUACCUUUUUUUGGUUACUCUACGUGUAUAUGCCUAUAAGUGGAGAACAACACAUACAAACAUACAAAACAGCAGAGAUAAUUGCAAUAUAAUACCUAAGUGAAUGUCAAAUCAUGUGAUCUAUUUAAGGUCCUAAAGGUCAAAGCGCAUGCGCGUUAUGCCUUUUGGUAUACUCUCUCCUUCUCUCUAACUCUCUAUUGGAAUCCGAAACUUACCUGUAAGCUCUUAGGUGUUUGUACUCCGCUCGCAGCUAAAACCAAACACUAUAUCUACAUAGAUUAUCAAUAUUAAGUAGUUCUCUUUCGUAAUCGAACCGUGCUAGUCAAGCGUAUGAAAUACCAACUAUAUAUAGCAUAUAUACUUACAUACAUUCACACGUAUGUUUAUAGUAUGUGUAACCUUCUGUAUGUUUAAGCAUGAAAUUUAAUGAGGCUAUGACACAUAUUGGCUAUCGAGGUUAAUGUACCCAAAAACUAUUACAACUAGUCCGCAUGUGAUAUCUACAUACACGUGUUGUACUCAACCUAUGGUAACUUGUGGUUAAAGCUUUUACUAUCUAGAUGGCAAAACUAA
This is a messenger RNA of Drosophila novamexicana, 4995 nucleotides long. Its product is annotated as cGMP-specific 3',5'-cyclic phosphodiesterase. Gene Ontology annotation, molecular function: 3',5'-cyclic-nucleotide phosphodiesterase activity; protein binding. The record is from RefSeq and is a predicted model, not a curated record. Gene Ontology annotation, biological process: signal transduction. Bases 831 to 4199 code for a protein of 1122 amino acids. The transcript has 13 exons. Lineage: Eukaryota; Metazoa; Arthropoda; Insecta; Diptera; Drosophilidae.